AUGAGGACAUACUAUUGCGUAUCACUAUUCAUCUGGACCUAUAUGUUUCAUACAGUUGAUGCUAUUCCAUUAGAAGAAAAAGCUAGUAGGGAUUUGCCAAGCAAAAGGGUUGUGGAUCUGACAAAAGAUGAUAGUAAAAUGUUACAUCGUACUAAGCGUGGCUGGAUGUGGAAUCAGUUCUUCUUGUUGGAAGAGUACACAGGUACAGACACACAGUAUGUUGGCAAGCUUCACACUGACCAAGAUAAAGGAGAUGGAAAUUUAAAAUACAUAUUAACAGGAGAUGGGGCUGGCAGUCUGUUCGUUAUAGAUGAAAAUACAGGAGAUAUUCAUGCUGCAAAGAAAUUAGACAGAGAAGAAAAAUCCCUAUACAUUCUUCGUGCCAAGGCUAUAGACAGAAAGACUGGGCGGCAGGUGGAGCCGGAAUCUGAAUUUAUUAUUAAAAUCCAUGAUAUCAAUGACAAUGAACCAAAAUUCACAAAAGACUUAUACACUGCCAGUGUUCCUGAAAUGUCUGGAGUCGGUACGUCUGUCAUACAAGUGACCGCAACAGAUGCAGAUGAUGCCAACUAUGGAAACAGUGCAAAAGUGGUCUACAGCAUACUGCAAGGACAGCCAUAUUUUUCCGUGGACCCAGAAUCAGGCAUAAUAAAAACUGCACUACCAGACAUGAGCAGAGAAAAUAGAGAACAGUACCAAGUGGUUAUACAAGCCAAAGACAUGGGCGGCCAGAUGGGAGGCCUUUCUGGAACCACCACCGUAAACAUCACUCUGACAGAUGUCAACAACAAUCCUCCACGAUUUCCCCAGAGUACGUAUCAAUUUAAUUCUCCCGAGUCCGUACCUCUUGGAACCCAUGUUGGAAGGAUAAAAGCCGAUGACCCUGAUGUGGGGGAGAAUGCUGAAAUGGAAUACAGCAUUGCUGAAGGAGAUGGAACAGACAUGUUUGAUGUCAUCACUGACAAGGACACACAGGAAGGGAUUAUAACUGUCAAACAGAAUUUAGAUUUUGAAAGCAAAAUGCUGUACACUUUAAGAGUGGAUGCAAGUAACACUCACCCUGAUCCACGAUUUCUACACCUGGGACCUUUCAAAGACACAGCUGUGGUCAAAAUAUCUGUAGAAGAUAUAGAUGAGCCUCCUGUGUUUAGUAAACUUUAUUACUUGAUAGAAGUAGAUGAAGAUGUAAAGGAGGGCAGCAUCAUUGGACAGGUUACAGCAUAUGAUCCAGAUGCUAUGAACAAUUUAAUAAAAUACUCCAUUGAUCGGCAUACUGAUAUGGACCGGAUUUUUAGUAUUCACUCCGAAAAUGGCUCUAUUUUCACUUUGAAACCUCUGGACCGGGAAUCAUCUCCUUGGCACAACAUCACCAUUACAGCCACAGAAAUAAGUGAGUGGGAAAUACAUCCAUCUGAACACCAAAGUGAUAACUCAAAACAAAGUAGCCACAUCCCUGUCUUCAUCAGAAUUCUAGAUAUAAAUGACCAUGCUCCGGAAUUUGCCAUGUACUAUGAAACAUUUGUUUGUGAAAAUGCAAAGCCUGGGCAGCUGAUUCAGACUGUCAGUGUCAUGGACAGAGAUGAUCCUCCCCGAGGCCACAAAUUUUUCUUUGAACCAGUGCCAGAAUUUCCUCUCAAUCCGAACUUCACCAUUGUAGAUAAUAAAGAUAAUACAGCAGGAAUCAUGACUCGAAAAGACGGGUAUAGCCGCAACAAAAUGAGCACCUAUCUACUACCGAUUUUAAUAUUUGACAAUGAUUAUCCAAUUCAAAGCAGCACCGGCACACUCACUAUCCGUGUGUGCGCUUGUGAUAAUCAAGGAAACAUGCAGUCCUGCAAUGCAGAGGCCUUGGUCCUCUCGGCAGGUCUCAGCACAGGGGCUCUGAUCGCCAUCCUUCUCUGCAUCAUCAUACUCCUUGUUUUAGUUGUGCUGUUUGCUGCACUGAAGAGGCAGAGAAAAAAGGAACCUCUGAUAAUUUCAAAAGACGAUGUCCGUGACAACAUUGUGACCUAUAAUGAUGAAGGUGGUGGGGAAGAAGAUACCCAAGCUUUUGACAUUGGCACCUUAAGGAAUCCAGAAGCAAGAGAAGACAGUAAACUUAGAAGAGAUGUAAUGCCUGAAACUAUUUUUCAGAUAAGGAGGACUGUGCCUCUGUGGGAAAAUAUUGAUGUACAAGAUUUUAUCCAUCGAAGAUUGAAAGAAAAUGACUCAGACCCAAGUGCACCACCUUAUGAUUCACUGGCAACAUACGCCUACGAAGGCAAUGAUUCCAUAGCCGAUUCACUCAGUUCUUUGGAGUCUCUCACAGCCGAUUGUAACCAAGAUUAUGAUUACCUCAGCGACUGGGGACCUCGUUUUAAAAAGCUUGCUGAUAUGUAUGGGGGUGAUGACAGUGACAGAGAUUAA
Molecule: messenger RNA, 2406 nt
Organism: Prionailurus viverrinus (fishing cat)
Lineage: Eukaryota; Metazoa; Chordata; Mammalia; Carnivora; Felidae
Gene: CDH9
Product: cadherin 9
Exons: 11
Coding region: 1-2406 (801 amino acids)
Biological process (GO): calcium-dependent cell-cell adhesion; adherens junction organization; homophilic cell-cell adhesion
Cellular component (GO): adherens junction; catenin complex; plasma membrane
Molecular function (GO): cadherin binding; calcium ion binding
Source: RefSeq, a predicted model, not a curated record